GACAGAUCCGACUUCAGAUUGAGAGAAUUCAAGAUGGCUGCUACAGGUUCUAAGUAGAGGACUUACUCUUCUGGAUCUCACUGUGCAUGAAGCACUCCUGAGGUUGUGGUGUCUACUUGCUGCGUCCCCUUGCUCAUCCGGCCUCUCAUCAUGUCCUCCACCUCCUCCUCGUACUCCUCCUCAGGAGAGACCAGCCCAGAGGAUAUACCCCGAGGUGGGGGCACUAUCCGAGUCUACCUCCCAAAUAAACAGAGGACAGUGGUGAAUGUUCGCCAAGGACAGACUGUGCACGAGAGUUUAGAUAAAGCCCUCAAAGUGAGAGGCCUAAGCCAGGAGUGCUGUGCUGUUUUUCGCCUUCUGGAAGGCCGUAAGAGACUGACUGACUGGGAGACAGACAUCACUCCUCUGGUUGGAGAGGAGCUUUUAGUUGAGGUCUUAGAUGAUAUUCCCCUUACAAUGCACAACUUUGUACGGAAAACCUUCUUCAAGCUGGCCUACUGUGAUUUUUGCCACAAGUUUCUUUUUAAUGGCUUCAGAUGUCAGACAUGCGGCUAUAAAUUUCAUCAGCAUUGCAGUAGCAAGGUCCCUACUGUGUGUGUGGACAUGGACACAGUUAGCAAACGUGACUCCACUACCUGCACAGAUGAGUACCCACAGAUACUAUUGCCAGACAAUUCCCCAUCACAGAGCAACCUAGCCUUAACCCCUGAGCCCUCUGGGAUGGACCUCCUGUCCCCGACGUCAGCCUUCCGUUUCCCUUUGCCGGCUGGAGACGGCCAGUCUCUCCAGCGACAUCGCUCCACCUCCACUCCUAAUGUUCAUAUGGUUGGUUCAGUGGGCCCAGCUGGUGUCAGCAUCAUAGAGGAAGCACUAAAAUUUAACAACACAAUGGGUCCUGAGACCUCACCGAAGCCCUCCACCAGCCCGCCAUCUUCUCUGGGCUCCCCUGGUAGGAGGCCUCCCAAGUCUCCCUCAGAGCACAAGGAGCGCAAGCCCUCCUCAUCAGACGAUAAAAAGAAAGUGCACCGAGGGGGCUACAGAGACUCAAGUUACUACUGGGAGGUCCACUCGCGUGAAGUCAGUAUUCAAAAGAGAAUAGGAGCCGGCUCUUUUGGAACUGUCUUUAAGGGCAAGUGGCAUGGAGAUGUGGCCAUCAAGAUCCUUAAAGUAACAGAGCCGACACCUGAGCAGUUACAGGCCUUCAAAAAUGAAAUGCAGGUCUUAAGGAAGACUCGCCACGUCAACAUCCUGCUGUUCAUGGGCUACAUGACUAAGCCCAACUUUGCCAUCAUCACGCAGUGGUGUGAAGGCAGCAGCCUGUACCGCCAUCUGCAUGUCACAGAAACCAAGUUUGACACUAUGCGUCGCAUCGAUGUGGCCAGACAGACGGCGCAGGGCAUGGAUUAUCUUCAUGCUAAGAACAUAAUUCACAGAGAUCUGAAAUCAAACAAUAUUUUUCUCCAUGAGGGCUGGACCGUCAAGAUUGGUGACUUUGGCUUGGCCACAGUAAAGUCCCGAUGGAGCGGCUCUCAACAGGUAGAACAACCCAGUGGAUCCAUUCUGUGGAUGGCGCCUGAAGUGAUCCGAAUGCAGGACAGCAACCCCUAUACAUUCCAGUCUGACGUGUACGGCUAUGGAGUUGUGCUGUUUGAGCUGAUGUCAGGGACCCUGCCUUACUCCAAUAUCAACAACAGAGACCAGAUAAUCUUUAUGGUUGGACGCGGUUACUUGUCUCCAGACCUCAGUAAGCUGUAUAGUACCUCACCCAAGUCGAUGAAAAGGCUCAUCAUUGACUGCCUAAAGUUCAAACGAGAUGAGAGGCCGCUGUUUCCACAGAUCCUGGUAGCCAUUGAGCAGGUGCAAGACCUGCUGCCAAAAAUUGAGCGGAGUCGCUCCGAGCCGUCGCUCCACCGGGCCGUCCAUGCUGAGGAUCUGAAUCCCCUCCUGUUCCACACCACCAGGCUGAUGCCCCUCUAAGCUCAACCACAACAAGGGCAGAGAGGCCGUCGACCUGCCACAACCACAGCAUUCCAGUGCCUCCAAGAGGCCACAGGCUGACUGUCCUGACAGACCACGAACCCCAAACUCCCCCUCCAUUGCUGCAAAGUCCAGGAGCUGCAGAAAAACCAGUAACUGCAGAGAUUUGUUGUGUGUAGAAGUGUAAUGUCUUUUUAGUUAAACAGGUGAAAAGGAUCUGAAUACUAGGUGAGAUAAAUGUCCAGUUCCUAAAGGUAAAAACGUACGUCUGACCAGUCCACCAGAGAAAACCCGGAGCUGUAUUAGGCUGCGUGUCCAGCUAGCCUUUUAUAGCGUGGAAGCCCUCAGGACCUCAUUUCUAGAGGGCUUCUCACCACAGUCAUACAUUGUUCAAAUGCUCAGUUAUCAUAUUCUUAUACCUGUUGGUGAAAUCUGAGAUUUUAAAACCAACCUGAUUGCCAAGAUUGAGGAGGGGAAAAAGCACAUUCAACAUCUUACCUAAACAAGGUGUAAAAUCAAACACUGAGUAGUUUGAAUUCAGUCAUGCAAUCUAAACUAAAAACUUGGCUGUAGAGAUUAAUCGCAUUAAUCACAAUUAACUACACCCCACAAUGAGAUCAUUAAUAUUUCGUAAUUGCAUGCUUUAUUUUUGCUGAAAAAAACUUUGGCUAGGCCACUGCAGCGUCUCCCUGCAGCCACAGUGAUCUAAAAUAAGGCCACCACUGAUCCUUCUAUGUCUCAUUUCAGUUGUAAAAACUUACAGACAGCUCAGCGGACAAGCCAGAAGUCACCUGAUUCUUGUGUUAUCAAACAUUUACUUUUUACUGCUCACAUAUUUCCUUUUCAGUACAUAACAGGUUCCUUUUUCUGUGGUUAAGUUGAUGUUAAAAUGUUUAAUUUACCUCUAAAAGCAGAUCUGUGUCCAAACAGGAAGUCAGUUUUUCUCAGUUUAAGAGAUGAUGCAAAAACAGAUUUAAAUGCAAAAUGGAGGAAUUUUAGAAUGGGAUUGAAAGGAUGCAAUUAAUCACCAUCAAAUACAGAAAUCCUGAGAUUAAUCGCGAUCAAAAUUUUUAAUCUUUUGACAGCCCUACUAAAAAAUAAGAAUAUCUUUAUAAUGUGCAGUUCUGUCCCACAACACAUACCCCAGAUACUGCAUGUUUUGCAUGCAGCUCUGCCUCUCUGUUAAUGCAGCCGACGUUAUCCCUGUGUAAAAUCAUUUAUUUUAUUUUAUUUUUUUAACUGAUUUAACUAUCGAGUAGAUUCAAUUGGAGAAAAAUGCAGCUUUUAUUGACAGUUUGUACUUUUGUGAGUGCUUGUAUGCCUUCAUAUAACCUGUCAAGCAAAAAUGAAAGUGUUGCAUAUAUUUUUAAAUUUAGGAGACGACUUCUGCAUUAUAAUAGAAUGGUAGUUCCUUCAUUGGUGUGGCAGUAACAGUGGUGUCCUAACAGCAUGUUCCAUGCGUGAACAUUUGCAACAUCAGCUUUUCUCUGUUUGUUUCCUAACGGCCCGCCAGUAAUGCAGCAUGAUGCAGCCUCUAACUUUUACCCUCUUGCCCUGUUUGUAUUUUUUUUUUUUUCCAUCGCUUGUAUUAUUAUGGUCAAGGCGCUUCAAGGCACUAGUAGUGCCCCACAGGAAUAUUUUCUUUGUUUUUUCUCUUUCUCUUUUGUCGGAGCUUGUUUGCUUUCUUCGACAACGUGGAAAUAGUGAAGCAUCAAUUGCAUCCAUAUCUAUGAUCCAUCGUUGAUAUCUUAUACUCUGGCUGGCCCAACACUUUUUUCUUCUCCAUUCAAAAUAAAAGCACUAAAUGUCUCACUGUUCCAGGGCAAAACUCAAAUUUACAGGGCAGAUAUGAAAUAUUUAACAGAUGCAAUGUAGACAGCCACUGCCAGAUUCAGCACAAUACCUGACGCUCGCAUGCUGUUAGGACACGGUGUUACACAACUUCUGCAUUACAAGAUAUUGUCAUCUCCUUUAUAAACCAGUCCCUUGUGCACAGAUCAGCAUGCUUUUUAACAGCUUAUUUAACAUCAUUAGUCCAGUUUGUCAUCACAGAUUUGACUACAAUGCCAUCAUGCUUUGGGUUGCAGAACUGCAUAUUUAAGGAUGUUUGUGUUGUUUUAUUGAGAGGCUUCACAUCCUUUACAGAGUUGAGAAGUUUAUUCAGAUGCAAUAACAGGAACAUGCCCUGUUGUUUUAUCCAUGUGUUUACUGAAGGAAUCAUCUGAAGCCAAUUCAUGGCAGUUACUAUUUUGAAAAUGCUGUCUCAAAUGUAUUUUGAGUAAACAGACACAGAGGGGGAUCUAUGGUGGGCCUUUCACCUCCUAACAUGCAACUACUCUGUGAUGGAUUUUAGCCGUAUCAGCCAUUCCCCACAGUUAUCCAAAUCCUGGAUCCUUCGUGAAAUCAAAACAGAUGGAUCUUAAAAAGCACCACCUGUACAUUUUAUCCCUAUAAACACAUGAACUGUGACCAAUAUCAUGUUGAACCAGGCAGUAAACAGGUUUAUUUCUACUGUAAAGUCGGUAUUUUAACAAUAGGUGUAUAUGUGACCUCUUCAGUCAGCCUCAAGUGGACACUAGAGAGACUGCAGUUUUUUUGCACUUGUGCAUUGGCUUCAUUUUUAACAACAGAGGGUGCUGCUCA
This is a messenger RNA of Cheilinus undulatus (humphead wrasse), 4620 nucleotides long. It is a transcript of the gene araf, whose product is annotated as A-Raf proto-oncogene, serine/threonine kinase. NCBI's taxonomy places the organism in Eukaryota, Metazoa, Chordata, Actinopteri, Labriformes, Labridae. Gene Ontology annotation, molecular function: ATP binding; protein kinase activity. Gene Ontology annotation, cellular component: mitochondrion; cytosol. The coding region runs from base 151 to 1977 and encodes 608 amino acids. The transcript is spliced from 16 exons. The record is from RefSeq and is a predicted model, not a curated record. Gene Ontology annotation, biological process: signal transduction; protein phosphorylation.